GUGAGCACUGAACAAGUUUCUGAACCAUUCUCACACGAGCUUCCACAGCCAUGGCCGCUUCUCUUCAGCUACCCAUGGCUUCUUCCAUUCCGUCUUCGUCUUCGCCAUCCACAACGCGUCCAAUCUUCAAGACCCACUGCUCCAUGAAGCCCACGUGCUCCGCCAAAAUCCCAAUGUCUCCUAUCAACCCUAAGGACCCCUUUCUCUCCAAGCUCGCUUCGGUGGCUGCGACUUCCCCCGAGAGGCUUCUUCAGCGCCCUUCGGGUUCCGAUUCUCUUCCCUUUCUUGACCUCUUCGACUCUCCCAAGCUGAUGGCCACUCCCGCCCAGGUGGAAAGAUCUGUCUCGUACAAUGAGCACAGGCCAAGGAGGCCUCCACCGGACUUGCCUUCCCUGCUUCUCCAUGGGAGAAUAGUUUACAUUGGCAUGCCAUUGGUGCCAGCUGUCACAGAGCUUGUCAUUGCAGAAUUAAUGUACCUGCAGUGGAUGGAUCCCAAAGAACCAGUAUAUGUUUAUAUUAAUUGUACUGGAACCACUCGUGAUGAUGGUGAAAGGGUUGGGAUGGAGACUGAGGGUUUUGCUAUCUAUGAUGCAAUGAUGCAGUUAAAAAAUGAGAUACAUACAGUUGCCGUUGGAGCUGCUAUAGGCCAGGCUUGUCUUCUGCUCGCUGCAGGAACCAAGGGUAAACGGUUUAUGAUGCCGCAUGCCAAAGCCAUGAUUCAACAACCUCGUGUUCCAUCAUCUGGAUUAAUGCCAGCUAGUGAUGUGCUUAUUCGUGCAAAAGAGGUCAUAACAAACAGGGACACACUUGUGAAACUCCUGGCUAAGCACACUGGAAAUUCGGAAGAGACUGUAUCUACUGUGAUGAGAAGACCAUAUUAUAUGGAUUCUACAAAAGCCAAAGAGUUUGGUGUCAUUGACAAGAUUCUUUGGCGCGGUCAAGAAAAGAUAAUGGCAGAUGUUCUUUCACCUGAGGAAUGGGACAAGAAUGCCGGCAUUCAAGUUGUUGAUGGUAUAUAAGUUUCCAAGUAAGUGCUUAUUUUGUCACAAUUAAGUAAAUUUGCCAUCUCCUUGUCUUGCCAAUUGCCUCAUGGCCCAGUAGAGCCUUAUGUGGAAAGGGUACCAGAUGGCUCACAAACACCAGACAUCCUUUUUGAGAGAGGGUUGUUAUGUUGUCACAUGAAAGUUCGUUGUCAAGUGGACUUCAAUUAUGGCUCUGGCAAAUCUUAGAGGAAUUGUCAUAUUUCUCACUGGGAAACCUAAAAGGCUAAUCAACCCUGCUAAUUUUUCCUGUAAAUAGUCAUCUAGGCCAGAAGAUUGUCAUAUUUCUCGCUGGGGAACCUAAAAGGCUAAUUGGCCAUGCUAAUUUUUCCUGUAGAUAGUCAUCUGGGGAAAGCUGAAUAUGACAGUCAUUUUUUCCUAUUCUAUGACAGAGGGUCGAAGUUCAGUCAUUUGAAGAGCAACAGGAUAUCCUACAGAGAGUUAGAACAUGCAGGAGCAAGAAAGGUACCUGUCAUAAUUGAGGAUUCUCAGUGUACCUUACAGCUUGAAUUCAUUGAAGAUUGGCAAUCUUCUUUUCACAAACAAUAUAAUGUAGGGAUGCAGAAACAGGUCAUGUGGUUAUUGGAAUUGAAUUUUGUUCAGAAAGCCCUGUUAUAGAAAACUGGAGUGUAGAAGGAACACUCUUAAUUGGUAUAAUGGAUUUCAUGUUUCACAUCA
Messenger RNA from Vitis vinifera (wine grape), 1718 nucleotides. RefSeq names its product ATP-dependent Clp protease proteolytic subunit-related protein 3, chloroplastic. Gene Ontology annotation, cellular component: endopeptidase Clp complex. The transcript has 9 exons. Gene Ontology annotation, molecular function: ATPase binding; serine-type endopeptidase activity; ATP-dependent peptidase activity. The record is from RefSeq and is a predicted model, not a curated record. Lineage: Eukaryota; Viridiplantae; Streptophyta; Magnoliopsida; Vitales; Vitaceae. The coding region runs from base 51 to 1019 and encodes 322 amino acids. Gene Ontology annotation, biological process: protein quality control for misfolded or incompletely synthesized proteins.